AUGGACUUUCGGCCUGGCUCAAAGUUUACGGAAAAAGUUCCUGAAAUUAUAUGGGGAGAUUUUAUAUCAAAUACGUAUCCUCGAUACAAAUUACCUAACAAAUGGGAAGAGCUAAUUAAUAAUACUUUCAAGCCAAAAAGCUCGUUAGUAGAAUGGAUGAAAUCUUGGCGUAAUCUUCAUGUAAAUUCAGAUGAGAAUGAAAGUGAUGAAGACCUUGUUAUAAAGGAUACAAUAUAUAAUAUUCUUUCACCAUACAUUAGAGCAUUUAAAGCACCGUAUAACUUACUAAAAUCAGGGGACCUUGAAGAAAAUCAGUACAAUUCUCAGUUUGUAAAUCCGAUACUUAAUAAUACUCUUGAUGCUAUCUGUAAUGUUGACUGGCGAAUUCUCGAAGUUCCAAUAGAAAGCAGUAAACACCGACGUAAUACCAAUCUUAACCCAAUUAUCGACACGGUUUUGUCUGCUAAACGAGCCGAUGGUUUAGCUCGUCUUUGGAAAACCCAUGAGGAAAUCUUUGUAUAUGAACAAACCGGUCCACCAGACUACGAUGAUCUUACUCAAUUUUACCUUCAUGAUUAUAAGCUGAUCAGAACUAUGCGGGAUGUAUUAAAUAAACGAAUAAUUUUUCAACUUAAUGACGGAACAUGUGAUAACAAGGAUCUUGCAAGCUUUGGGGCCUUAGGUCACUGCACUGAUGUAUCAUUGUUUUGGUGCACAAUACAUCAAAAGGCAUAUUGUCUGCGUGAAUUCGGGGGCUUUAAGGUUCCUCUUAUUUGGGAAGAUUUACCGAUCCUAUCUGAAGCAAUUAUAAUAUGUUUGAAGUUUUUUUCCUUUAUGAAAGAAAAUAUACAAAAACAAGAAUUAUUGGUUGAUCCAGUGAAGAAAUUGCUUACUAAACGAAAGAUUCACUCA
Acaulospora morrowiae is the source of this 912-nucleotide messenger RNA. The record is from the annotation of a GenBank genome assembly. Lineage: Eukaryota; Fungi; Glomeromycota; Glomeromycetes; Diversisporales; Acaulosporaceae.